Messenger RNA from Paramacrobiotus metropolitanus, 1144 nucleotides. RefSeq lists its product as uncharacterized. The transcript is spliced from 2 exons. The coding region runs from base 465 to 1133 and encodes 222 amino acids. The record is from RefSeq and is a predicted model, not a curated record. NCBI's taxonomy places the organism in Eukaryota, Metazoa, Tardigrada, Eutardigrada, Parachela, Macrobiotidae.
UCGGGAAUCUAUCUAUUAUUGGUCGAAGAGGUGACGGCUACUCCCACACUGUCUGACCAGCGCCCGCUUCCCUUGCCGGGUUGUAUAUAAAGCGGGAGCGCGGUCAAGACCAUCGCAUUAGACCAUUUGCAAGCUGACGUUAAGGAAAUUUUUGUUUUGAACUGCUGCCACAAUCAAAUAGUCCACGGACACUUUGAUUCCGCAGCGUUAUAUUUGUGAUCUUGUUAGUGCAGUGUACGCACUGUGUGACCUUUAACGUUUUCCCGUUCUCCGUACAACUUUUUGAAUAACUCCUAUUAUCGUUCUCUUGUACUAUCUUAUAGAUGGUUAGAGACAGAUAAGUUUUUGGUUUCAUCAAUUAGUUGAAUUGAUAUAAAUUUUGAAGCACUGUCAUAAGCUUUUGCUUACACAGUACAGUUACUUUUUGCUUGCAUUUGUUUUUAUUUUGGUUGAUUAAUAUCGCCAUGGCCCCAAGCAAGACUGCCCUUAAGAAACUCACUAAAGAAGAGCUGAUGGACCAUUGUCGCGGCCAAGAAGUGGAUGACUCCGGCACCAAGAAUGAUAUGCUGAUUCGACUGUACGAUCAUUACGGUAUGGAGAAUUCACAGGGCUCUCACGACCGGUCUCCUUCAGUGGUGGAAGAACCAACUCCCGAUCCUGAUUCCGUUACCAUCCUCGGGGAAACACUGCAGCUUGCUGAACAAUCGGUCAACGAAAUCCUCAAUGCCGGAUUUGCCACCGUCAAAAAAUUGCGUCGACUGGCCCUGUGUCAGGAUUUCCCGUCUAAUCUGAAGUUCAUCACCAUGGACGCCGACCGCAUGGAAGUGCAGUUGUUUAUUGGGCCACGGCAGCAGCGCGCCAACACCGGCGAUCUGCGUAGUGUCAUCGACCAACGCAAGGCCAACAACACCGACCGGGCGGCUAGCAACUCAUCGCGCAACAGUUCCCGUCGACGCUACCGUCCCAGCCGCAAUCAACAACGCAGCGAAUCCAACACCAGUGGAGAUUCAACCAAUUACUACGAACAGCAAUUCAAUCAGCCGGCUAUCCCACCCAUGCCAUUUCCACUCAUUCGUUUCGCCGCGGCGCCGCAACCUAUGCCGCGACCAUGGAUGUUCCAACAGCACUACUGAAAUGCCAAGGG